AUGAAUUGCAGCAAAUUGACAGAAGAUAGGAUCCUUGAGUUGGGAAUGGAGUUUAACAGUGAAAAGGAUAUGUACAAGUUUUACAACAAAUAUGCCUUUAAAAUGGGUUUUAGUAUACGCAAAAACUAUCUGAAUAAAGAUAAAGAUGGCGUGACCACGUCUAGGAGAUAUAGUUGCCACAAGGAAAGUGUGAAGUGCAAGUACGAAGGUGAUGUCUCAGAAUCGGAGCCGACAUCGAUUUCAUUUGAUGAACACAUGUUUAUGGGAUGCCGUUCAUCAAUUGACUCAGUUUCGGCGGAGCGUGCAACAAUUUCAACACACUGUAAUAAGGAUGCAUAUAAUGUAUUUUCACCAUCACCCCAGGAAAGAAAUAGCACCUUGGGAUUGCGACUAACUAUUGACAUCAACUCCCCUCAGUUGCAGGUUGAUGAAUGA
Molecule: messenger RNA, 435 nt
Organism: Coffea eugenioides
Lineage: Eukaryota; Viridiplantae; Streptophyta; Magnoliopsida; Gentianales; Rubiaceae
Exons: 4
Coding region: 1-435 (144 amino acids)
Source: RefSeq, a predicted model, not a curated record